AGAAACAAACUAGUUGUUGCUAAAGCGGUGAAUUUGAAAAAAGAGCAUUUUACUGGCUGUGUCGUCGUAAUAUUCUCAAUUCCCUAAAGUUACAAAGUUGUUUCGAAUAGCAGUACGCCAAUACUAUGGGACAGAUAGUAACAUCACUCUGAUUUAGCUGAUGGAAUUAAAUAGUGAGUCAGAUCUAACGUUUUUCAAUGAUUCUGAUGAUGAUUUUCUCAAUGACGGUAUAUUCUCGGAGUUUACAUCUAAACACAUUACGAAGUCCUCUGGUUUCCACAAGUCAUCAUCUGAAGAACUUUGCUUUCAUAAAUCCCCAUUGAAAGGCACUCAUUCAACGAAAAAAAUCAUUCGUAAUUCAAGUAAAGGAACAUCCAGACAUCGUAAACUCCCUGGCCCAGCAGGUUUACUUCCAAAGCUUCAUGAACAUGGUAAUCGUCAGCGUCCUAUGAUUGGGUCAAAAUCACCCAAAAAGAAGAAAGAUGAUAAUGUAUCUAGCUUGACUGAAAGCUGUCUAUCACCAUCGUUAUCUCAGAAUCAAUCAUCUUCAAGUCAAAGUGAAGAAGCUGCUUUGUUAAACAGACUACAGUCAGAAUGUGGUCCAACCAUAUGGUCGGUUGUCGAAAAAUAUUCCGUCAGAGAAAUUUUGAAAAUGAUCACUUCUAAUCAACUACCGAAAGGUAAAAUCCCAAUAAUGUGCGGUUUUCUUGAUGAAGUUGAACUAAUGCCUACGGACGCAAAAGCAUUGUUAAAAGACAAUUCAGGAGUUUUGGCUUGUACAAUCCACCGUUCAGUGAUAAAGGAAUAUAAAAACGACUUGGGUUGUUGUUCCCUACUUCUGUUGAAACAGGUUACUAUUUUCAGUCCAACUGGCAAAAAGUUUUAUGCCAAUAUAACUCUUCCAAAUAUUGUAAAAAUAUAUACCCCCGAAAAUACUAUUAUUACUUCAGCAUCUGGUCAUCAUACAACAGCACCUCUUUCUUCUCCAUUAUCUCUUCGAGAAGUGGAAGCUUUAGAAGAAGAUUGUUUAAGAGCUCUUUCACCACCUUCAACUCCAAUACCACAAACAAUCUCGAUAUCUCCUAUCCUAAAACCUAUCUCUUAUCGAAUACAACCACAAAUCAAUCAAUCUUCAUCUGGUUUAAAAUCAGAAUUAUCAACUACAAAAAGUUAUACGUUUCAAUUACGUCCAAAUGGUUUAGGUACUUUAUUAAAGUCUAAUUCAAUAUCAGUCAGUAAUCAAGUCAAACCAUCAAUCUGUGAUAAUAAUAAUAAUUUACAGAAAAAAGAUUAUCAACAAAAUAUAAACUCAACGACUAAUGUUACUGCUACGACUAUGACUACUACUACCCUACCUGAUUCAUUAACAGUGAAAGAUGAUCUUCUAGAAGAUGACAUGGAUGAUUUAUUAUCUAGUAUAGCUGAUGAAAUUCCUUAGUCGUUGAAUAUAUAAAGAAACAAAUCAAAUGGUGAUAUAAUCUAUGAAGCAGAUAUAAAUGAUCGACUCUUUAGUGUAAUAUACAUCACGAUUGGUUCUUCUUCUUCUUCUUCUCCUUGUUGUUGUUCUUCUUGUUUAUUGGUUAUUACUUGACUUAUUUGAUGAGAUUAUAAUUUAUGAACAACUUUAAAUGGAUCUUAAAAGUGUAUCCUUUCAUACUAUGACUAAUAAAUAAGGAUUAUAAUGAAUUAAAAUUCAUAUUUUAUAAUUGAUAGUUCAAGAUUAACAAUUUACCUAUAGAGUUUUCAUCAUGAAUUGAUUUCAAUUAUCAUGUUCAAAAAGGGAUGAAUGAGUUUCGCGCCAAGAUCUACUAAUGUCAAUUUGAUUGGUUCAUCUAUAAAUUAUAAUCUCACCAACUAUUUACUAUAUUACGUAAUUAGUCAUCAGUAAAUUCACUUUGUUGUUGGUGUUAUUGCUGUUGUUGUUGUUGUUGUUGUAUAUACAUUCCAAUGGAUUGUUGAUUAUUGUACAUAAAAUGAAAUUAUUCAUCCUUCUCUCUUCAUGUAUAUUUGCAUAUUAUUGAUAGUUUAAAAUGAAGAAUUUAUUAAUGAAUAAAUAGAAAUUUAUAUUUU
Messenger RNA from Schistosoma mattheei, 2070 nucleotides. The record is from the annotation of a GenBank genome assembly. Lineage: Eukaryota; Metazoa; Platyhelminthes; Trematoda; Strigeidida; Schistosomatidae.